Molecule: messenger RNA, 792 nt
Organism: Tripterygium wilfordii
Lineage: Eukaryota; Viridiplantae; Streptophyta; Magnoliopsida; Celastrales; Celastraceae
Product: protein BUNDLE SHEATH DEFECTIVE 2, chloroplastic
Exons: 5
Coding region: 114-509 (131 amino acids)
Cellular component (GO): chloroplast stroma; protein folding chaperone complex
Molecular function (GO): protein folding chaperone
Source: RefSeq, a predicted model, not a curated record
ACUACCUCUUGUCUCUUUAUCACCAACGAUCAACACGAAGCGGGCACUCUCUCCAGACCCCAUAUCUACUUGCGAGUCUAAUUGUCUUGAAAAAGUAGAAAAACUUGCUUCGAAUGGCUAACUCGCUGUGUUUAUCACCUAUUUGUUCCUUUCAACCCCUAAACAAGCCAGGUACGGUUACUGGGUUUUCAAUUGAGAGAAAGAGUCUUCAAGUAAAUGAGUUGUCUAAGCACUCUAGAACUACAAAGUUUCAGACUUUGGAGGUUAAGGCUACAAAUAGUAAUCAAACUUCCAAGCCAAAUAGCAUAGUUUGCGCAGAUUGUGAUGGAAAUGGUGCUGUGCUAUGUUCUCAGUGCAAAGGUAAUGGAGUAAAUUCAGUCGACCACUUCAAUGGACAGUUUAAAGCUGGUGGACUGUGUUGGCUUUGCAGAGGUAAGAAGGACAUUCUGUGUGGAAAUUGUAAUGGAGCUGGCUUUGUUGGUGGAUUCAUGAGCACUCACGAUGAUUGACAUUUUUAAGAACAGGAUCUUCGAAGACAUGUUUUACGUCAUGUUUUGCAUGCUCUCUCAUCUAAAUUGAGGUGCAUCUCUUUGUUUUUGCAACAAAUGAUAUUUGUUAAAAAUUUUAGAAGAACUUUAUGAAAAGCUACUAUUGUGGUUAUCCUUGUGUGUUUCUAGUUUCUACUUUCUAGGAGCAGCUAGGGGUAUGCUUUCUGAAGUUGGCUUUUGAAUAUUGUCUAGUUUAACUUUCUAUAUUUUCUCACAUUUCUUAUCAAAAGAACAAAUCUUUCUA